Molecule: messenger RNA, 4851 nt
Organism: Amaranthus tricolor (Joseph's coat)
Lineage: Eukaryota; Viridiplantae; Streptophyta; Magnoliopsida; Caryophyllales; Amaranthaceae
Product: 6-phosphofructo-2-kinase/fructose-2,6-bisphosphatase
Exons: 23
Coding region: 177-2408 (743 amino acids)
Biological process (GO): fructose metabolic process; fructose 2,6-bisphosphate metabolic process
Cellular component (GO): cytosol
Molecular function (GO): 6-phosphofructo-2-kinase activity; fructose-2,6-bisphosphate 2-phosphatase activity; ATP binding
Source: RefSeq, a predicted model, not a curated record
GAUUUGACAUUUAUAAUAUUCUUAUUGUAUGACUACUCUCCACCUUAGCCCCAUUUCAAUUUUAUCUUUGUGUUAAUGUCAUAGUCAUUUCCAAGCAAAUCCACACAUACACUAAUCCACUAAUUCUUAAAAUAUUAAGUGACAAGCAAAAUCUUACCCAUCUUUGUUAGAGAAAUAUGGGUACUAAUGCAUCGAAGAACUCGGAUAGUAGCUCCCAUGGCGAUGAAGAUAGAGACUAUCAAGCAGGUGCCCAACUCUAUGUUUCUCUUAAGAUGGAGAAUUACACUCUUAAAGGAGAUCUUCUUCCCCAUGUUUUUGGUUCUGCUCCUUUAGUUGGUUCUUGGGAUUCUUCUAGAGCUCUGCCAUUGGAACGGGAAUCUACUUCCAUGUGGGAAUUGAGUUUUGUUGUUCCUCCUAAUCAUGAAACAUUGGAUUUCAAGUUCUUAUUGAGGGCGAAAGAUAGUAAUAUUCCGUGUAUCAUUGAGGAAGGUCCCAAUAGAAUAUUAUCUGGGGGUAAGCUACAAGGAGAUGCAAGGGCAGCUUUGUUUCGACUGAGUGCUGAUGCUGUUGUAGAGUAUCGGGUUUGUAUUAAUGCUGAUAGAGUUUCACCAUUUGAUCUUGCAUCGAGUUGGAGAGCUUAUCAAGAGAAUCUGCAACCUUCAGCUGUCAGGGGAAUUCCUGAUGUAAGCAUAAAUUCUGUGUCACAGACAGGCAUUGAGAGUGGAUCCCAAGCUAGUUUGGAGCUUGAUCUUGAACAUUAUGUUGUCCCAUCUCCUGCUACAUGUGUGGUUUAUCCAGCUAACAUGACCGAAACUCCCAGGUACUUAGCCGCCAGCAAGUAUGGCUCAGGCACUGAAUCAAAUUUUUCUAAAAGUGGUGGCACUGGCAAUCAGCCUACUGGUGUCAAGGAGAUUGAGGUAGUAAUACCGGAACCCAAUAAGGUGGAUCCACCCUCUUCUGUGGUGGAAGAAAAAUCAUGGGAAACCACUCCACCUUUGCCGGAACAGGAUUCUCACAAGGGACUUUUUGUAGAUAGAGGUGUGGGUUCUCCUAGGAUUGUUAAAUCAUCCAAUCAUAGUACUUUUACAGCUGAUCUGAAACUUGGUUCAGAAAAUAAGACUGCGAUGCCCGCAGCUGCUGGAGCAGUAGCUGCAGCAGCUGUAGCUGAUCAAAUGCUUGGACCAAAGGAAGAUAGGCAUUUGGCAAUCGUCCUGGUUGGUUUGCCUGCUCGAGGUAAGACCUUCACUGCUGCUAAACUGACGAGAUAUCUUCGUUGGUUGGGUCAUGAUACGAAGCACUUUAACGUGGGGAAGUACAGGCGCUUGAGACUAGGAACUAAUAAGUCAGCUGAUUUUUUCAGAGGCGACAAUACUGAGGGUAUUGAAGCACGUAAUGAGGUCGCUGCUCUUGCGAUGGAAGAUAUGAUAUCUUGGAUGCAUGAAGGCGGUCAAGUAGGUAUAUUUGAUGCUACAAACAGCACCAGAGAACGAAGAAAUAUGCUAAUGAAGCUGGCUGAAGGAAACUGCAAGAUUAUAUUCUUGGAAACUUUAUGUAAUGAUGAACGCAUCAUCGAGAGAAACAUACGUCUUAAGGUCCAACAGAGCCCAGAUUAUGCAGAGCAGCCAGAUUUUGAAGCUGGAUACAGAGACUUCAAAAGCCGACUAGAUAAUUAUGAAAAGGUGUAUGAACCAGUGGAGGAAGGUUCUUAUAUAAAAAUGAUAGAUACAGUCAGUGGACAUGGUGGCCAAAUCCAGGUGAAUAACAUAAGCGGGUACCUUCCUGGACGAAUUGUUUUUUUCUUGGUGAAUACACAUCUCACCCCUCGUCCAAUAUUACUUACUAGACAUGGUGAAAGUCGAGAUAAUGUCAGAGCCAGAAUUGGUGGCGAUUCUGUUUUAAGUGAUACUGGGGAGCUGUAUGCCAAGAAGCUUGCCAACUUUGUGGAAAAGCGGCUGAAAUCUGAGCGUGCUGCCUCAAUAUGGACCAGCACUUUGCAAAGGACAAUUUUAACUGCAAAUCAUAUCGUGGGAUUUCCCAAGGUGCAAUGGCGAGCACUUGAUGAGAUUAAUGCUGGAGCAUGUGAUGGGAUGACUUAUGUAGAGAUCAAAAAGAACAUGCCUGAAGAAUAUGAAUCCCGUGACAAAGAUAAGCUUCGAUAUCGGUAUCCUCGAGGAGAGUCAUACUUAGAUGUUAUCCAAAGAGUAGAGCCUGUGAUCAUUGAGCUUGAGCGUCAAAGAGCACCUGUAGUAGUAGUUGCUCACCAGGCUGUUCUGAGAGCAUUGUAUGCUUACUUUGCUGAUAGGCCUUUGAAAGAAAUACCGCAUAUUGAGGUACCUCUUCACACAAUUAUAGAGAUCCAAAUGGGAGUAACGGGCGUGCAAGAGAAACGAUACAAACUUAUGGAUUGAAGUGGCUGAAGAAACUUCAUUUAAUCAACCCUAUAUCUCUAUUGUUUUCACUUAAUGAUGUUUACUUGCUACCAUCAUAUCAUUAUAGGUUACAGUUACAUACUGUACUCAAUAUUUUUUAUAAUUGUCCAUGAAUUCAGAACACUACUGUUUUCUGAGACGCUGCUAUACUUGGAAACUGUAAUAUAGUUUCGUAGUCGUGUGCUCAAGCUAGUUGCAAUUUUUUUGUGAACGGAAACUAUUUGGUUCAGUUCAUUGAAAUGCACAACGCUAAAUGUAGCUCCAUACUGCAUUUCAAACCAGUUGAAAAUGCAAUUUGAAAUGCUAGUGGUGGCAUUUCGAUUUGCAGACGAUAAGGUAUGGGCUUUCUAGAUGUAGUCAACCUCACGAGUUCUUCAUUUACUAAACCAUUUUCCUUCGACUCUAGUUAUGAAUCGCAUUCUUCAUCUCAUCUACACAUUUCUUUAUAUUGAGUUACGAAUUCAUUAAUAAUUUAAUAAUAUCUGAAUACUUGAUACUAGACAUCAUAACAAGACUAUAACCAUAACAUCCAGUAUUCUGACUAUAUUUCUUUCACAAUUUCCGAGUGCCAUUUGUAACAAGUCAAUUCUGCAUUACGACAAAGCCCUGAUAUAUAUACUAGUAUAUAUGUACAGUUGCUGAGGAUUACAAAGCACUAUUCCACUAUGCUCGGGAUGCCAACAGCAGUAACAGCAUUCGCGCAGAAACAACACAAGCAACUGAGUAUUAAUUUUGUGCCAUCAAUGUCGAACUGUCACUUUCUUCUAAGUUAGCAUAUUUCGCUUCUCCGAGAAUAUCAGUUGCUCUAAAUGGGGAUGCAACAUCCUGUGUAAGUUAUAAAAACAAUGUUAUGGUGUUUCAACGAGGUUGUGGGAGAAGCAAAUAUCUACGAAAGUGAGAAAGAUACCACUUCACUUGGCAUCGUAAAUUGAUUUUGUUUCUUUGAAAGAUCCCUCAGAGUACCCUGCAUAAGUUCAAAAUGUUCAAACAACAAAAUCGAGAACACGUUGCAGACUGCUGAACAUCUAAGAGAACACACGAGUCCAUGACAAUCCUCGAAUGAAGUAAGCACGACAGUAGAAGAACGAAUCUGUAAUUUAGUUUCUAAGCAUAGUGUCUAGAACACCAAUGGCCGCAAAUAGGUUUGCCCAAGGGACCCCACCCAUUUAAAUUUUCGUGUCAUUAUAUAAAAGCAAUAAGUCAUAUAACUACUAUAUUAAAAAAAGAUAACAGUGGUGAAGAGUAUAGUUUUUGAACUAGAAGUUAGGGGUUCAAAUCUUGGCCCCUCUUUUUUUUUUUUUAAAAAUAAUAACGUUGGACCUCUCUAACUUACAGGUCAAUAUCCACCAUUGUAUAUGGAUAGUAUCAUUAUCAGCAUCCUUUUAACUUACUAACUUCGAAUUAUGUAUGAGUAUGACUACUUGAAAGUUAUGUACAUAUAUAAAUGCACAACUAAAGUUGAGGGUGUCAAUGGCCGCAACCUCCUUAUCUCUUUCGAUAAGGGCAUGGUCUGUCGUCUUUUAUUCCUCCCCAGACCUUGAUACACCGGGUAUGAAGAUGAUGAUGAUGAUAUUAUCCAUAUACAAAGAACAACCCUUGGCAUUCUUACAAGGCCUCACAAGAAAGAACAGACUUUGACUAGAACCUAAGAAGGAACAUAUGAUCCUGAAAGUGCACAAAAAAUUGGCAACCCAGCACAAGCUACGGAACAUAGACGCAAGUGGCAUUCGCUCGUUCAUUUAACAGAAAAUCUAGAGCUUGUAGAAGUACAAAUCAUACAUAAAGGAGACACAAUCAAUCAAAUCGUUAGCAACAUAAUGCACACAAUAUAAAGAACAUGCAAACCUUGUUAGCCCAUGCAAGGCCGCAUGCAUUACAAAGCGUCCUAGGCCCAUUUGGUCCACGCCGCAUCAUUGGAGUUGACUUCGAACUGAUGCCACAAUGACCACAUCUACAGAGAGCCAAGGAUAAGCAGCACAUACAAUAAAUCAGCAGCAAACAAAACGCAACUGGACAUGAAGACAACAAAAAGACGCCUCAUGCCACUAUCCCGAAAAAAAAAAACAGCGCAAGUCAGCAAGUCAUUUUAAGGAUACGCCAAGCUAAAGAUCAGGAAAGGAACAUACAAUGUUUCUAACUGUGUAUCAUCAGGACCUGAAUCUUGGGUAUUACAGCCAGAAGAUUCAUCCCCCUUCUUAGAAGUAAAUUGUCCCUUGGUACGCAGCAUCCUGUUGAGAAAAAAUAAUACAAAUCAUUAGUUAUAUGUAAAAAAGGACAAGGUUAGAAAGACACCAAGGGGUGUUAACCAUAUAGAAAAAUAAUCAAGAAACAUUUAGUGCUUUCAAAGUCUAAAACAUCAAGUUUUAACAACAACAAUGUCAAAACUCAGAACCUUAAUUCCAAAAAGUUGGGGUCAACUACA